Messenger RNA from Astyanax mexicanus (Mexican tetra), 2995 nucleotides. RefSeq names its product sodium-dependent neutral amino acid transporter B(0)AT2-like. Gene Ontology annotation, cellular component: plasma membrane. The transcript has 12 exons. Gene Ontology annotation, biological process: sodium ion transmembrane transport; L-leucine transport. Gene Ontology annotation, molecular function: proline:sodium symporter activity. Lineage: Eukaryota; Metazoa; Chordata; Actinopteri; Characiformes; Acestrorhamphidae. The record is from RefSeq and is a predicted model, not a curated record. Bases 380 to 2494 code for a protein of 704 amino acids.
GAACAGUUUUAGGGUGAGCUAAAAGCAUGUAUUGGGAUUGUCUCAGUUAAUCAGUAAUCAACAUCCUAUUGGAGCUCUCAGCUGUCCAACGUCCCCAAUUACUGCUCCCUCUCUCCGUUCCUGGAGCUCCUCCCCUCUCCUCAAUCCCUCCACAUUGUUCUGGAAGCAGCAGAAGCACUUCUACCUGCCGCGCGUUGGUGACGUAACGCGUUGUAAACACACGUGACUGACCGAAUGUCGUUGCCAUGGUUGAACCAAAGCAGCGUCAGAACAUAUGACGUCAUUAGAACGGGAGUAUACAUGAUCACAACUUGCUACAACAUUUCAGUAGCUUUAGGAUACUGAAGUGAGCAGAGCUGUGAUUAUCGGUAAAAAGAUAAUGGCUAAUAACAGCAAAGAGAUCAUCAAAAUCAACAUCUCUGAAGAAGACUUGCUGUCCACCGAGGACUCUUGUGCCGACUCUUUUGAUAAGAGCUCCCUGGUCCUGAGUGCACCUGCAGAGGAUGCACCGAGCCAGGCCGAGGAGGGUACACUGAUUGAGGAGGACGAGAGACCCGCGUGGAGCAGCAAGUUCCUCUACAUCCUCGCACAGGUGGGCUUCUCGGUGGGACUCGGCAACGUGUGGAGGUUCCCCUACCUGUGUCAGAAGAACGGUGGAGGAGCAUUCCUGGUGCCCUACAUCAUCCUAUUAUUUUUGAUUGGCAUCCCACUGUUCUUCCUGGAGCUCGCCGUGGGGCAGCGGAUCCGUCGUGGCAGCAUUGGGGUCUGGAACUACAUCAGCCCUCGCCUGGCAGGCAUUGGCUUUGCCAGCGUUUUGGUUUGCAUCCUCAUUGCCCUGUACUAUAACGUCAUCAUCGGCUGGAGUAUCUUCUAUUUCUCCCAGUCUUUUCAGGAGCCCCUGCCUUGGAAUAAGUGCCCUCUUAUCACCAAUGCGACAGGCACAUACAUAGUGCCGGAAUGUGAAAAGAGCUCUGCUACCACCUACUACUGGUAUCGUGAAGCUCUGGACAUUUCCGAUUCCAUCUCAGAGAGCGGGGGGCUGAACUGGAAGAUGACCCUCUGUCUGCUGGGCGCAUGGUUAAUCGUGUGUCUGGCCAUGAUCAAGGGCAUUCAGACUUCAGGGAAGGUGGUAUACUUCAGCUCCCUGUUUCCAUAUAUGGUGCUGUUUUGUUUCUUGGUGAGGGCCUUGCUCCUGGAAGGGUCUGUGGAUGGAAUUGUCUAUAUGUUCACCCCCAAGCUUGAUGUCAUGCUGGAACCUACAGUGUGGCGAGAUGCUGCAAUUCAGAUCUUCUUUGCUCUGGGCCUGGGGUUUGGUGGAGUCAUCGCCUUUUCCAGCUACAACAAACGGGAUAACAACUGCCACUUUGACGCCGUGCUCGUCUCGUUAAUCAACUUCUUCACUUCUAUAUUAGCUACGCUGGUUGUGUUCGCAGUGUUGGGCUUUAAAGCCAACAUUGUGACCAACAAAUGCGUCGAGCUGAAUACGCAGAAGAUAGUUGGUUAUUUGGGUAAUGAGAUUAGUUAUGACCUGAUCCCACCUCACAUCAACUUCAGUCGAGUGAGCCAGGAGGACUACCAGCAGAUGAUCGGGUUAAUUCGUGGUGUAAAGGAGGACGAUUUCUCCCAGUUGGGACUGGACAGCUGUGAUAUAAAAAAGGAGCUGAACCAGGCUGUCCAGGGUACAGGGCUGGCCUUCAUUGCUUUCACUGAGGCCAUGACCCACUUCCCUGGCUCACCCUUCUGGUCGGUAAUGUUCUUCCUCAUGCUGAUCAGUCUGGGCCUGGGCAGCAUGUUUGGCACCAUGGAGGGUUUCAUCACACCCAUCGUGGACACUUUAAAAGUCCGCAAGGACUUUCUCACAGUGGGCUGCUGUAUCUUGGGGUUCGUUACUGGCCUGAUGUUUGUUCAGCGAUCUGGAAGCUAUUUCGUGACCAUGCUGGAUGGAUACUCGGCAACACUGCCCCUUCUUUUCGUUGUGUUUCUGGAAAACGUGGCUGUGGCCUGGAUCUAUGGAACUGACAAGUUUUAUGAUGAAUUGAAGGACAUGCUGGGCUUCAGACCAUUUCGUUACUACUAUUACAUGUGGAAGUAUGUGACUCCGCUGCUGCUCCUGGUUAUGCUGGUGGCCAGCCUCAUUCAGUUGGGUCUGACCCCUCCCAGUUACAAUGCUUGGAUCCAGGAACUGGCUCAUGAGCAAUCCCUCAGCUUCCCACCGUGGGCUCUGGCAGUCUGCAUCAUGCUGAUGAUAAUCACCAUCCUGCCUUUGCCUGUAGUCUUCUUUCUGCGAUCCUGCAACAUCAUCAAAAACAAAAUCCCCAUCACGAAAGAGGAGGACGAAGUGGGUGACGCCAGUCAGGGAGAGACUCCCAGUGAAGCAUCGUCAUCCAUGCCUUCCAGUAGCAGCUCCCGCAAGGAGAGCAGCGCCACACAAACCGACCCUGAGACCAACGACCACCACAGCAACAAUGAUGUGGUGGUCGAAAUGUGUGUGUAGUGUGUAGCCUGCUGAGCAAAGAUACUUCCAAAAAUAAGACUCAGCAAUUAGUUUAAAUUUUAGUGUUUGGACCACAGUCUGCAAAAAUAUUUUUAAAUGUUUUAGUUUAGAUCACAACCCAUAUACAAUGUUAUGUGUGCUUCUUCAAUUGGAGGAACUUGUAUUGGUAUUGUAGCAGGUGAUUUCUGUAAGGAUAUUUUUAAAGUUAGCAAAAUGUUAUAUUUUGUGCGGGUCGACCCGAGGAGGAUGGGUUCCUCUUACUGAGCCUUGGUUCCUCCUAAGGUUUCUUCCUCUUAAUAUGAGGGAGUUUUUCCUUGCCACUGUUGCCGCCAUAAUCUUGCCACUGUUGGCAUCACUGUGGUGCUCGCUCAUAAGAGGCUUGGACCCGUUUCUCUUUUUAAAAGUAAGGAAAACAAUAUCAAGCCUCCAGUUAAAGAAUCCACCCAGUUAUAAAAAAAUACUCAUGUUUUCACUUAAAGAUAAUAAAACUUUUUGCAGACA